GCGACUCGGCCCGGAGAUGAAGUAAUCACCGCGGCAAAACGGUAGACAAGCGCAGACACGCUGCCGGUCUGCAGCCCGCAGAAGAGAGUGAGAUAAGACCACAAAACCAAGAGAGAUAGGAGUGUAACAAAAAGAAAGUGAAAAGAGUUGUAGAGAGAAGUGUUUGAAGAAAAAAUAAAAAUAAAGGAGGGAGAGAAAGAAAUGAUUUAUGCAAUCGCCAGCAAUACGCAAAGUGUUUACUGCAAAAGAGUGUGGCCAAAAAAUUGGCGCAUAAAUAGUGUUACAUAAUCGAUUGGUCCGCAUAAUGGGAAGCACGUGGAUGGCACGGAACAAAUACGGAAGAAUGUACCGCCAGUGAUGCCAGAAGCGACACCUAGCAAGCUCUUCUCCGGCUCCAGCAUCAUUGCAAUAGAGUAAAUCGAGAAAAAACAUUAACACCAACAGCGUCAGGCGUCAACGGACGGCAAAAGUUUUGUACGUCGAACAAGAGAGCAGAAAAAGCUCAUCACUUAACGAAGUUGAUAGAGUCUAUAGGAUUGAGCAUCACGAGAGCUGCAUCAGGAUCGUCUAAGGGAAAUAAUAUUUGACUCGGUUGCAGGUUCUCACCAUCAUAGAGCCCAACCUUCCCUCGCCAUGAAGGGUUGGUUCGAUGCAUUUCGAGACGACGGGGCACCCACCCUUUACUCGUUCUCGAACCGAACACCGGUCACCGGCGAUGUCUCGAUUGUGGCCGUCUGUGUUAUGUUCGCCACUAUCUAUCUGGCUUUUCUGGUCAUCUUUCCCGGUGUACGAAAGCAGAAAUUCACUACCUUUACAACAGUAACGCUUAGCUUAUUUGUAGGACUAGUCAUUUUAAUAUCUCGCCUUGGUUCAGCUUGGCAUGUGGCCCAAUCGACCAUCGUCGCACCAUACAAAGCGUUCUCCCGCGAAAAGCUCCCAGCCAAAUUAGGUGCUCACAUCGGUCUGAUGCACAUCAAUAUUACCCUGGCGGCACUUCCCGUUGGAAACUGGACUCCACCGGAUAUCGAUUUCAACGAACGAUUUAGCUGGGAUCAAGCUAAUGAUAUGGGCAAUUCGUACAAGAAUGCCCUGCAGCGGGGAUUACCGUACCCAAUUCUGACCGUGGCGGAAUAUUUCAGCCUGGGCCAGGAGGGGUUCGCCUGGGGAGGCCAAUACCGAGCCGCUGGAUACUACGCUAGCAUCCUACUAUGGGCAUCAUUCGCCUCGUGGUUGCUAAUGAAUUUGCUGCUGGUGGCAGUCCCCCGAUAUGGAGCGUACACAAUGACACUGACCGGAGCUCUUUUGAUCGGGGCCAGCAUCGGCUAUAGUUUGAUGCUACCGAAACGACCGCUAACCAUAUUCAUAGAGGGAAGCCGCGUCACCUUCCGGCUGGGCUGGUGCUUCUGGCUUGUACUUAUCGCAGGAAUCCUCUGUCUAGCUAUAGGACUAAUUAUUUCAAUCAUUGAUUUGGUGUGGCCACAUCGAUUCUCAACAAUAUUAGAGGUCUACUACGAUACCCCUUAUGACAGACACGUGAUAUUAGAAGAAUCCCACGAUGUCAGAUAUCGGAAACGUAACAGUAAAAGUCUGGAGGACCCACCCGGUCUAGGAUCACGUAUCUUACGUCGUCUAUCAUCAAAAACAAGGGACCAAUCAGCGGACAAGGUGGGUAUCGAAAAUCGGGGAUUCCAGCAUGACGUUCCCAAGUCCCCCUGGCGCUACCCAUUCAGACGCGCCCAACAAACGCCACCCCAUGGAAUCCAGCGCACCGUAUCGCAGGACUCGAACUCUAGUAUAGCAUCCGCUGCGGCCGUUUCCCAGUCUUUACACAAAGUUGCACUCUCUCGAAUGCUUCCGAAACCACCUCUUGAGCGUACUCGCGAGAUAGCCAACUGGUAAUCUGAUACACAACAGUCACCAGCCACCAAUCAGCCGGUUAUAAACCGGAAGCCAAUCCUCAAACAAAAAAAAACACACGUGUGCAACUUUACGUGAUGAAUCUCUUGUGAUAUUAAAUCGUAAAACGCCGAAAUGAUAAGCGCGAACAAUCUACAUGUCCAAGUGACUUUACCUUCUAAUUAGGCCAAAUAAUUUUUAACUAGCAUAUAAUCGUCCGGAAAUGGCUUCAUGUAUGGAGCAGAUAUGACCUAGAGGAGACUAGUGUUAGAGAGUAAUGGUAUACUGUAAAACAAAUAAAAAAAAUUCGCCCCUAGCGUUAAGACUAAUGAGCAUGAGACGAGACAUGGAAUCAAUGAAUAUCUGAGAGCUCUCAGCAACGGAGACUACGAUGGAAGCAUUGCUUUUUUUAAGUUAUUUAUUAAUUUGUAUUUGUUGUUUUAAAAUAGGGACCCUCGUAGUGAAAGUUUCUGAGAAAAAAAGUGACAUAAACGUUUUGUUUGUAAGAUCAUUACUUGAGGAUUCGAAAAUGGAUAUAAUCACACAUAGGUUCUAAAGUAAAACAAAUGGAAUAAAAAUUCAGAUUUGAUUGCA
Messenger RNA from Toxorhynchites rutilus septentrionalis, 2490 nucleotides. RefSeq names its product dual oxidase maturation factor 1 (gene mol). Gene Ontology annotation, biological process: protein transport. The coding region runs from base 634 to 1899 and encodes 421 amino acids. NCBI's taxonomy places the organism in Eukaryota, Metazoa, Arthropoda, Insecta, Diptera, Culicidae. The transcript has 10 exons. Gene Ontology annotation, cellular component: endoplasmic reticulum membrane. The record is from RefSeq and is a predicted model, not a curated record.